This is a messenger RNA of Rattus norvegicus (Norway rat), 1073 nucleotides long. RefSeq names its product G protein subunit gamma 10 (gene Gng10). The record is from RefSeq and is marked validated. Gene Ontology annotation, molecular function: G-protein beta-subunit binding. Gene Ontology annotation, cellular component: heterotrimeric G-protein complex; plasma membrane. NCBI's taxonomy places the organism in Eukaryota, Metazoa, Chordata, Mammalia, Rodentia, Muridae. Gene Ontology annotation, biological process: G protein-coupled receptor signaling pathway. The transcript has 3 exons. Bases 45 to 251 code for a protein of 68 amino acids.
GCGGUUCCGCCCAGCCGAGCCCGCUGCUCGCAGCCUUAGUCGCCAUGUCUUCCGGGGCCAGCGUGAGCGCCCUGCAGCGCCUGGUAGAGCAGCUGAAGCUGGAGGCCGGCGUGGAGAGGAUCAAGGUCUCUCAGGCAGCUGCAGAGCUUCAGCAGUACUGCAUACAGAAUGCAUGCAAGGACGCCCUGCUGCUUGGUGUUCCGGCUGGAAGCAACCCCUUCCGGGAGCCCAGGUCCUGUGCUUUACUUUGAAGACUGGGAAGAAGCUCUCUGAGGAACCUGUGUGUGCAUGGUGAUGGAUGACUACCGCCAAGUCCCAAGAAAACAGAUUUCAAGAGCCAAAUCAUUUUCUCUGUGGCCUGGUCCUAGGUCAAAAUUCUACAGAAAUCAAUGUUUUGUCUUAUUUUUUAACCUCAUUACCAAACUCACUGGGUGCAUCUCUCAGUCAAGCCUGUGCGGCCCUGCCUGGGAUGGAGGCAUGUUUUGUUUACUGGGUAUUUGCAUUUCUGGAUGGAAAUGUUGUAUUUCCGAAAACUGAGUAUUUGUAAUUUUCCUAACAUUUUUAUACUGUAAUAAAAAAUUUUCAUAAAAAUUUACAGUUACUAAAUUAGACAAAGUAUAAAUUGGGGAAUGAUUGAUAUGCUGGUUUCGUAAAGGAGGCCUUUCCAGUCCCAGUGAGCAAACGGUCUGACCUGGACGGGAAGCUGGGGAGCCGCUCCUUAGCACACGGAGCAUGGAUGUGUUGUUAGGUGGCCCUCCCGUGUGAAGCCAUUAGAACUUUCUUUAGUUCCUGUACUCUACAACUUAUAAUUGUGUCUGAUGCUUUGAAAAGUGUGCUCAUGCCUUUAAAAAUGUUUAAAUGUGAUCUACACUUAGAACGUUGCAAUUGGUUAAAAACAAAAUAUGAAGAUAUUAUAACCUAAAAGAAUUCAUGUCACACAUAUUUUAUUGGGGGUGAUGUGCCUUUGAUUUAAUUGGGGACACUUUUAGAAGGAAAGUUUGUGUUUGUGAUUAUCUUUGAAGAGCUUGGAAAUAAAAUUUUUGCCUAAUUCAUCAUUUUCCAUGACAACAGUA